Guillardia theta CCMP2712 is the source of this 1443-nucleotide messenger RNA. RefSeq lists its product as hypothetical. The record is from RefSeq and is a predicted model, not a curated record. The transcript has 7 exons. Bases 1 to 1443 code for a protein of 480 amino acids. NCBI's taxonomy places the organism in Eukaryota, Cryptophyceae, Pyrenomonadales, Geminigeraceae.
AUGACUUCCACAGCAACCUCGAAUACUGUUGUUCCCUUCGAAGAGCCGGUAGAUGCAACCAAGGGCAAGCCUGAUGUCUUCCGUGUCGAUUUCAGCAACUACAUGAGCACUCAGGACCUCAUUGCAGAGAUUGACAAGAAGCAGCUGAUCGACCCCAAGACUCACACUCGCGCGACCGAUUUCGUCAACGGAGUGGUCAAGGAUGAGAAGAUACAAGACGUAGCUGGGCCCAAAGGGAUGGGGGUGCUCAAGACUGCAAGUUUUCCCCACGACUACGCUGAAGAAAGGAUCAAACGAGCGACUGGCACGCAGAUGACUGCUUAUCAAGUUCAUCAGCACUUCGCGUCUCCGCAAUUUGUUGCGAUCGACAAAAUUAUCAAGGAGAACAAGGAAACAAUUCUCCACAUGUUCCCCACGAUCGCGUACAUCGGCUUUCCUUCCAAUAAUCAGACAAUGACUGGGCCAGGGUUGAUUAUCCUUACCAACAAAAGAGUUUACAUGUAUUGCCACGAAGAUCGAACAGCAGCUUCUGGAAGCGAGAACAUGUUCGGAACAACUUGCUGGCCACGGCUGCUGUGUUGCUGCAUUCCCGGUGGGUGCGCUUUCUGUCCAUGCUGCAAGGUGAACAACGGAGAGUACGUACACGUGGCUACUCGUGAAACAGAGGAUAUCUUUGCUGUUGUGGGCAUAGAGGACAUUCUUCCAAACAGUUUUUCUUUUGACAGGGCAGAGAGUACAAAACUGCAGAGGAAGUUCAGGUUCUGUUGCUAUCACGGAUACAGCUCGUUCAAAUACGACUUUGGUUUUCAUGAUUUCAAACGAGUGGAGCCGUACGUGAUCAGGGAGUUCACCAAGGGCGAUGACAGCGAAUGGUCCCUUGAGGAGCUGCAGGAGCUUGAAGAAGCGCUCAUGAUCCUCGAGUCAGGACUAGAGCACACGUGGCGAGAUGGUUCAAAGACCAAAGGUGACACGCCUGAUGCAUGGAAGCAUAUGUGUCAAAGUAAGCGCGAAGAGCUGAAAAAAGGAUUCCGGACAUACCAGAACUGCCGUGUCGCAGCGUAUCGCGGAAUCAACUUCAAGUACCUGGAUCGAGCCAAGAACAAAGCCUUGACGACGACGGCGAUUGUGGACCAUUCAGUCUGUAAUGUCGAGGAGCUCUGCAAGUUCACGAUUUCAGCAAACUCGAUGGAAAACCUGGCGAAAGACGUCAAGAUGCUCAAGAACUCGAUGAACGGUUACGAAAACAACGGCAGCAGCCUCGUGAGAGAUGCCGUCCUCGACACGCCGUCCCUUGGCUCGCUCUUAGCCUCUCCCGGACAGCUGGCAAAGUUGGCGAAGAAGUAUCUGGUGUGCUGCAAUGAAGACUACUGCUUCGAGUUCUGCUGCGGAAAGCUCAUGCUGGCAUGCCCAAGAUGCAGGCCAUUGUGUUGGUGCUGGUUCUGA